AUGAACUUUUUUAAGUCACUUGUUGGGCCAAGUCUUCCUUAUGAAAAACCAGAACGCCUUGUUAGUGUGAAUGACCCCGGGUUCACGUAUCACGUGUCUCACUCCAAAAAAGUCUCCGACAAAAAGGCAGUUACACUCUUUGAAUUUCCACCCCAAAACCCAAAGAUACUCAACGAAAAUGUACUGAAAAGGUUCCGUACGCUCAAACACCCAAAUAUCGUUAGUUACAUCGAACACAUCACAGUCGAUAGAACUGUUGUUGUAUUAACAGAAGAGGUCUUUCCACUGACUUCAUUUCUCUCAUCGAAUAAAUGCACAGAUGAUAUGAUCCUUUGGGGACUUUUCUCAUUAGCUAACGCCCUUCACUUUUUAAAUGUGAGUGCUAAGUUGGGGCAUUUCAACGUGACCAAAAACUCGAUAUAUGUGACAAAAAGUGGGGAGUGGAAAUUGGGAGGGUUACAAUUGGUGAGUACUUUAACAGACCCACAGGACUACAAAAGUUACAUUGAAUCUUCCCGUUCGUUGGGACAUCUGCCAAAUAACAUUUUAUCAGAAUAUGUCGACUCGUUUGCAUUCUCAAAAUUGGCACUCCAAUUGUACCCAAACGCACCACCAACACUCCAAGCACUCAUUUCGAAUUUGGCCACUCAACCAGUUACUGCAUUUUUAACACAUCCGGCAGUUUCAACACCAUUUUUGACGAUUGUUUAUAAUUUGGAUAACUACGCCGGACUUGACGAAUUCUCGAGAAGAGCUUUUUUGCAAUCCAUUUCUAAAACGAAGCUCCCACCACUCUUUUGUCGAUACAAAUUACUUCCUUUCUAUUUGGACUUGUUCAGAUCAAACAUGCCAGAAGCUUCUUCGGCAGUGGAGUCGGUUUUGAAAUUGGCAGGUGGUCUUGAGGACGACGAGUUUGUCAGUUUGGUGCAACCCUAUCUCACCAAAUUCCUAUCAUCGCCAGACCUUUCAACGAAAUACGUUGCAUUGAGUAACUUGAGACACUGUGUCAGCCAUUUCUCAAAGGAAUAUUCCGAAACCCUUUUCUCGUGUGUGUGUCAAGCUGCUGAUCACCAGAAUGACAAGAUAAGAGAUGCAGCGCUUCGAGCAAUGUUAGCUUUAAUCGAGAAACUGAGUAAAUCAAAAGUCGUUGAAAUAGCAAAUAGAUUUGAGAAAGGGAUUAGUGACCCAUCUCCUAUCGUACGUACAAAUACUACCGUUUGCAUCUCAAAGGCGGCAUUGAAGUUUGACAAAGAGACCAGGAGGAAGUUGUUGUUGUGUGGGAUGGCUCGUGCUGGGAAAGACCAAGUCAAAGAGAUGCGAGUGGCUGCGAUGAACGGAGUCUUAGAUAGUGUUAAUGAGUUUUCGGAGUCUGAUCUUUCGCGUAAUGUUCUGCCUUAUGUCGUCAUUUUUUUGACUGAUUCUAUACUCGAUGUGAGAGUGAAAGCUGUCGAAUGUUUUACAAAAACAAGUGAAAUUGUUAUUAAAUACGUCAACGAUCUCAAUCAAAAGGAAGAACUCGAUAGGAACUCAAAAACACCACAAAACGUCAAAACUCCGUUAGUAGAAGAAGACACGACACACCUCAAUCUUAAAAAACCGGCUGAUGUCGUUUAUGACCAAAUGAAACCACAAACACGAAUAACAACAAGUCCAAGUCUGUGGGAUAAUAACAGUCCUAAUAGUGGCAAUUUGUCUCCUUCGAUACAAAAAGACGACGUCUUCUCAAUGUUUGAAAACACGGAACUGAAAACAGAACAACAACAAAUUCCAAAGCAAAUUGAAACACUAAAAGAAGCAAAAACAAUCAAAAAAGAAGACGAAGAUAUCGAACGACUCACUGGACUCAUAGGAAAGCCAAAAUCAUUCCAGAAAUCAACACAAAAACAAAAACAGCUUGCCGAGAUGGACUUGCCUGACACGUUGCAGAAAAAGUCAACAAAGACAAUCAUCUUUGAAAAAACAGAGAAAGUCGAAAAACAGGAAACUCCUCUUAAUGUCGAUGUAUUCACACAACAAGUCCCUCAAAAACAAAAACAACCGGAACAAAAGAAAGAAUUGCUUUGGGGAACUUCUAAUGCCAAUGACGACUACUGGGACGAGUGGUCAAUCGAAACUCACUCAAAGCAAAUGCGAUUGACUCGAAUAAAGGGAGGGGUC
Molecule: messenger RNA, 2157 nt
Organism: Entamoeba invadens IP1
Lineage: Eukaryota; Evosea; Mastigamoebida; Endamoebidae
Exons: 2
Source: RefSeq, a predicted model, not a curated record